This is a messenger RNA of Meleagris gallopavo (turkey), 764 nucleotides long. The record is from RefSeq and is a predicted model, not a curated record. Lineage: Eukaryota; Metazoa; Chordata; Aves; Galliformes; Phasianidae.
AUGCAAUUUUCUUUCUUGACAACAGAGUUCCAGAAGCAGGAAGGCAUGAAGACCCAUCAGAAAAACAUGCAGCUUUAUGACACACCCUAUGAACCAGAAGGUAGUGGUAUGGAAUCCGAUUCUGAAAGUGUGGUGAGUCAACGUUUACGAGAAAGCAAAUUGCCACAGGAUGAUGACAGGCCCGCAGAUGAGUAUGAUCAGCCGUGGGAGUGGAAUAAAGUCACAAUCCCAGCUCUGGCAGCCCAAUUUAAUGGAAGUGAGAAACGGCAAGCAUCUCCUUCUUCUUCAAAUGACCAGCGCAGGCAAUUAAGAGCACCUGGAAGAGGCUUUAAACCCAUCAAACAUGGCAGUCCAGAAUUCUGUGGGAUACUAGGAGAAAGAAUAGAUCCAACUGUUCCACUGGAAAAGCAGAUAUGGUAUCAUGGAGCAAUCAGUCGGACAGAUGCAGAAAACCUUUUACGUUUAUGUAAAGAGUGUAGCUACCUUGUAAGAAACAGUCAAACAAGCAAGCACGACUAUUCUCUUUCAUUGAAGUAAGUACUUGUCAGUAAAACAUAGAAAAUGUCAUUUAAAAGCCAUAACUUCUCUGGUGCAAGAAAGUAAAAUUAUUCAGUCUGUUGCUGCACUAAUUCAGCUCUAAAGGGCACCCAGAGGGUUUGAGACUGUCAGCCUACAUGAUGUAUAGUGACAGUUGCUGAAUUAAGACCUUGUAAUUUCGGUAUGUUAAGAGGUUUUUAGUCUUCUUUUGAUGCCCAUUUAACUAA